CUAAUCUCUUAUUCAUACCAUAUAUAAUGUCAGCUUUCGUCCCUGUGAAUCCCAAGCCUUUCUUGAAUGAUCUUACUGGCAAAGCUGUCGUUGUCAAGUUGAAAUGGGGUGGUGAAUACAAAGGUUACCUCACUUCUGUAGAUGCUUAUAUGAACUUGCAGCUCCAAAAUACAGAAGAAUUCCAAGAAGGUGUCAGUGUUGGUGUUCUUGGUGAAGUUUUGAUUAGAUGCAAUAACGUACUUUAUAUUCGUGGUGCCGAAGAAGAUACGGAAAUGAAUUAAUUUAUAUAUAUAUAUUUUACUAUCGAUGUAUACAUAUUCAAAUAAAAAUCAAAAUCAUCAUAUUAUUUUGAUUAUUACUCUUACUUGUGUCAUUUUAUUACUACAAUUAUCUAUAACGAUACUGGAUUGCGAAAGGUUGGAGAAAAACAUAGUGGAAAUUUUUGACACUUUGGAAUCAUCAUAUCAUAACCCGUCAUCCAUUACUCAUACCCCGUCAUCUCGUGUUCCUGAUCAUCAAUUAUCAUCAAUUAUCAUAAAAUAAAAAGUUAGUGUUCAAAAUACGUUUUGUGCUAGGAGGUAGUCAGAUGUCUAAU
Messenger RNA from Halteromyces radiatus, 595 nucleotides. RefSeq lists its product as uncharacterized. The transcript is spliced from 4 exons. Lineage: Eukaryota; Fungi; Mucoromycota; Mucoromycetes; Mucorales; Cunninghamellaceae. The record is from RefSeq and is a predicted model, not a curated record. Gene Ontology annotation, cellular component: U1 snRNP; catalytic step 2 spliceosome. Gene Ontology annotation, molecular function: RNA binding. Bases 27 to 281 code for a protein of 84 amino acids. Gene Ontology annotation, biological process: spliceosomal snRNP assembly; mRNA splicing, via spliceosome.